Molecule: messenger RNA, 10916 nt
Organism: Porites evermanni
Lineage: Eukaryota; Metazoa; Cnidaria; Anthozoa; Scleractinia; Poritidae
Source: the annotation of a GenBank genome assembly
ACCCAUCACAAGUUCAAAACAAAAAGAUGGCUGACCAAAUUUGUAACGCGGAUUACUCGCAUAAAGCAAGGCCGAUAUAUUUAACAUCGCCUGCGUUAAGCCAACUUUAAAUUAAUAUACUCAAGUAUGACCUUCCGCCACUUUCACUGGUUGAUUUUGGGGAUUGCUUUCUUGAUUGAAAGUGGACAAAUGAAAGAUGUUUUUGGAAUGCCUUCGAGACUGUUCAUGGGCGGAAGUAAUCUGUGCUUCGAUUUUGGAUCGUCGCCCGGACUACAGGAAAUACACAGUGAAUACAUUGCUUAUGAAGUUCUUUUCAGCGAUGAGACAUCUUUGAUCGCUAAUACCAGUUACUGCAAUCUCCAUGUCUGGAUUGAUGGUUCGAAAGGGAUAUUAUUACAUGGAAGAGAUAAAAGAUCGUUCCACAAAAUCGACGCUCGCUUGAAAAUUGAGAAUCCGGAAUUCUAUAAGGUAAUGAAAGUCAGAUGCAUGAUUCCUUCUUUCCUUCCUUGUCGUGGUCUCACAAAAAAUGUCUUUCAGUGACACUGCAUCUAACCGAGUUAAUCGCGAUUAACUACUAUCACUUUUAAUUGAAUUAACUCGCCCAUGGAGAAAAAUUCCGGGAAAAAAUGCAUUCCAUUGUUUUAUUCGAUUGUCUCUUUGCAUUUUUGUUUGUGAUAGAAGUAUGUACUUAAGUAUUCUGUCGUGUCGGGAGUGCUGUAGCAUACAGAUCAUAUUUCAAUUUUUUUUAUUCCCAGAUCUAUAUCAACAGAGAACAUCAAGCCUGGUUCGACCAUCGAUCACGCGUGAAUCUGAUCAUGCUGAUUUCAUGUCCCAACCGGAAGUUAAUACGUUGCAUUCAGUUUCAAGAAAGAAAAGGUAAGUUUUCAAGAAAUAUUUAAACAGCUUAUUUUGGUAGUUAUAGGAAAAUGAAAGUGUUUAAUUUUUGAAUUGUGCAAAAAUGAUUUUUUAGAGCGUCUCUCUCUGAUACAUCCCCAUAUAACUUUUUAUCAAAUGCAUCACGCAUCAAGCAAAAAUAAUGUUACAUCGUACUUUCAUAAGUAAGAAAACUGCUUAAAAUAACUAGGCUAAAAUAACAAAAAAAAAACAUUAUAACCUCUCAGAAUUGUCAUGUUAUUUGCCAUAGGUUUUGAGAAAAAAUAAUGAUCAGCAAGGUCCUAUCCAGGAAUCCAUGAGAAAAACUAAAUAAAAUCCAUAAAUAUACAAGAUUACAGGAGAUUCUAAGAUUUGGUAAAGCAGACUGUAAAAAGAAAAAAAAAAUCAAAACAAACUAUCUGAUCAAGGGAUCUCAGUAUCUUUUAUGUGCAUAUCCUUAUUUACCCACCACUAAAAAAUAGUACAUCUUCCACAUACCUUCCUAAAAUAGAAGGUGAUCUUCUCAUGAAGUGCUGACUACUGGCAGGUAGCUGGAUAAGAUGGGUCAGUUCUCUUGAACCCCUACCCUAACAGGAUGCAUCUGAGGUUUGAAAAGUACCUCUUUUGUGUGGAGCCUCUCUUUAUAGGUCAUCAUAGCGAGCACCCCUCCCCCCUUCCACGGGGGAGUCUGAACUUCCAUAACUGUUUUUUCGCCUGGGUGGGCUCAAAAUUACCAAGCUACCCCUCUCCUAUGACAGAUUUUUUCUGUUUUCAUUCACUAAACAGGGUACAAAGAGAGUCAUGUCUGAUAAACAUGCGGAUGGCCCAGAUUUUGCCAUCGAGCUAGUGAAUUUUGUUGUCAACUUACACGACGGGCAAGUGAAGUUUUUUGAAGUCUUCAAAUUAGAGAAUUUAGAACUGUACAAUCAAUCCUGCGCAUUAAAAAGUUUUUGCAGCUGGUUGAUAUGACUUUUGGACUAGUACAAAUAUAUAUUAGCUUAAAACUGACUUUAUUGGCAACCUACCAAACAACACAAGGCUGACUUAGCCUAUGAUCAGAGUACACAUACACUGAGAAAGAGACCUUUGAAGCUAUAAUAAUAUUCACAUUCAAGACAGACCCAAAUAACAUGACAUUUGCCUCACAAAUUAAUAGUCAGAUACAACGUUGUUUGUGCCAUGCCAGGCGCCAUUUAAUUUUCGCUUUUUUCAGAACUACAUCUGAUGCCUUCAAUACUGUAUGUGUCACCUGCGCUUUGAAUUUCUGUGCAGCUAUGAAAUUAAUUGGGACUAAGUUUCAGAGCUGUAGCUAGCGGGGGGGGGGGGAGGAGGAGGCCUGGACCUGUUGAGCCAGACAAAUCAAGUCUGUGGAUUGAUUUGUUUUCUUUUAACUCAGUUAUUUUGAUUGUAGUGACUUGCAAUUGUUUGCCAUUUUCGUAUUCAAGGUUGAUUUUUUAGAGACAUAUCUCAUGACAAGCGCUGAAAAUAGCAUUUCGGAGCCUCCAAAUUUGAAAAUUUUCUGGGAGAAAGACCCUCCCCCUCUACAAGGCUCAUGCAUGGCUUUGGCACUAGCGAUAAUGUCCUGCCCAUACAGAAAACCUAGCUACAACCCUGAGUUUUUAACAGAGAACAUAACACAUGCCCAUUUUUGAUACAGUAUGUUGCCCAGUAUCCGGACACUUCAGUUUAAGAUUGCAAUAACUUUCCUUUGUUAAUCGCAAGAGCUCUGAAAUUUGGCCCCGAGAAAAUCUAUUUAGUCCUUAAUAUGACGACAGUUUAACUUUUUUGCCUUUGUUUCUAUCGCGAAAUUAAUAUUUUUGCAGAGCUCCUAUGUUGCCCAGUAUCCGGACAGCUGGCCAGGUAUCCGGACACAACAACAACAACGUAAUUGUACAUAAAUUUUGGCAGACAAGCGACUUAUAAGCCUCUCUUGCACCUGCAAAGUAGUCUGGCAAUCAAUUCCAAAAAUAUAACCUAGCAUCGUGAAAUAAAACAUAACAAAUGACUGGGGUAUGGUGGGGAACGCGAACGGCUGUUUUAAAAGUGGGUAUAAUUCUCACUUCCUUGUCUAGGAACUUUUUCACUGAUUUAAGGAAGUAAUCCAUGGACGUGCCGAAGCCGCAGUUUGCAAGCUUAAUUAGCCAAUCUGCAAACGACUUUUUUUCUUCAUUUUUUAUUUAAAAAAAGCUUGGGAAGGGGACCUCAAUCCGACGGUCAAAGGUCACUCUCCCAUUUAGUCUGACCUGCAGUGUUGAUUUGUUCAUGCUCAGUCCCCACAAUAAGCCUGCUUUUCUAGCACUAAUUCCUCCUUCUUUCACAUCCCUCAAUCCUUCUGUGUCAUUUUUCAGACCGUUGCAACCCCAUUCUAGCAGUCACAACUGGGGAAAGUAUGAGAAUUCCAGGUUCAACUCAGACGUUUUCGGUUAUAUAUAGAAAAUGCAGUCAGGCGAAACAAGCCAUGCACACGAAAUCAAGUCGCCUCUAAAUGAGUGGAGAAAAUUUCCAUACGGAGUUGAGUAGAAUUACAUUUUACGACUAUAUCAUAUAUCCUAAGCUUUAAUAAAUUAUAGUUACUGAUAUGAAAUAAAUCUUAUCCGGAUAAUGUACACAGCUAAUUCAUCAAUUCUGUACAGCAAAGAAAAAACUGUCCGGAUACUGGGCACCUGACAUCAAUACUUAGUGAAUGUUUCUAGCUUCCGUUAUUCCAAACAAAUCGAAUUUCAAGAAGAAUUAAUAAACUUUCUGAGAACCUGACUUCCUUAAGUAUCUUCACUUUAAAAAUAAAACAGUUUCUUUGAAAAUAUCACACAUUACCCUCCCUUUUCUAAGCAGCACUAAUUUUACUGCGCAGUAAACAGCGUAAAUAUUAGCCAUGAAAAGUUUACUCACCUGAACAGAACGGCGUCUUCUGCGACUGUUGCGCAAGCUUUCAAAUUGCCAAAACUUUCAUCUUAAAGCUGAAAUGUUCAGCUUUCAUUCAAAAUACUUUGUUUGCCGAGAACUGAAAAGGGCACCUCAAAAACUGAGUUUUUGUUUCAAGUGUCCGGAUACUGGUACCAUCCGGAUACUGGGCAACAUACUGUAACUGAUUGUUUUCUUUUUAGAGCUGUUACCUCUGCAAAGAAGACUGUUGAGUGUGGGUGGUAAUGACCUGUACUUGCACAGGAGUCCCAAUAAAGGCCUACAACCGCUGCAAACAGUCAUCAUGUUGAUUGCAGGAGUUGUGCUUCUUGUUAUAGCUGGAAGCCUGUGCUCUGUUUGUAACAAAGACCGGGAUAACCUAUCCGAGUGAGUACCCUUGCUUCACUACUUGGACCUAUAAAACAUAACAAUAAAAUCCGAUGUUUGUCUAUGGCACUUGUCACUAGUACUUAUUUUUACCACCACUGUCCAUACGUUUUAAAAAUGUCAAGUGAUCUUCUUUUUAUUGUGUUUUUUUUUUUCACUGGUACCUUAUUUCUUGGAAUUGUUUUCUUAUUGACUAUAGAUCAGAGAAAAGAGCUCAAAUAUUAUCCUAUCAUGAACGCUUGCCAAGUCAUUAUGAGGUAGGUAUAGAGUACCGAAGUAUGACGUCAUAGAAAAUGAAAUUUGUGAAAUUAUGGGAUUUGUUAAGAUAUUCCGAAAGAACAACGUCCAAGACGCCUACUCGCCAAAAAUUAGCAAUUUGGAGCAGAUUGUCUCUGAGAUAUUAACCCAGUUAUGCUCCGAUGACUCCAUACAAAUCCUUCUAAAUCUUACCUGGUUCCUAAUCUUAUGAACCAAGCCAAAUUUAGAAGGAUUUGUAUGGAGUCGUCACAGCAUAACUGGGCUAAUAUCUCAGAGACAAUUUGCCCCUUAUUGCUAAUUUUUGGCGAGUAGGUGUCUUGGACGUUGUUCUUUCAGAAUAUCAUAACAAAUCCCAUAAUUUCACAAAUUUCAUUUUUAUGACGUCAUCACUUCGGUACUCUAUUGUAGAAUGUGUAACAUACAAAUGAAAAGUAGGAUAAGCUAAUGAAAAAAAAAAUAACGUGAGGGAAAAGUAGAGUAGCAACCUUUGCUUAUCAAAAGAUUUUCAUCAGGUGAGAAAAAAUGUUUGAAAAUGAGGUUGUUCAGUUUUUUGUCAGUCUCCGUAUCUGUUGGUAGACCCCAUCACUCAAGGAGGACAAGGAGUAAUGACGGUGACAUGGUACGUCAUUCUUCCUUCCAAAUUCGUGGAGAAAAUCUAAUCUUUCUUAAAAGAGGAAUUUGUUUCUGAAUUUAUGGCUUGCACAGUCUAACACCAAAACUUACCUACAAAUAUAGCUUACAUUAGGGCCUAAAAAAGUUGUUGGGGUGGGUAAAAAAUGCCUUCCUACCCAUCCUUCUGUACAUCGUCGACGCCGGGGCGAGCCACAGUGAAUAAACGUUUUAAGACGUUGGUUAAGGUCGAGGUUUUCUUACAGCAAAUUUAGUUUUUGCAAUAAUAGUUUGAUUUCUCGCGUGUUGAUUGGCCGAGAACUAUGGUCAAUAAGUCUACAGACCAUGGAAAUAACGUGAUGGUAGCGCAAUUUGAUUUUCUCCUUCAAGGGCGUGCGACUUUCCAAUAAAUUCAACGUAAGUGGACGCCAAAAACUAUCAAUGUUAUUUAAAAACAACAACAACAAAAAGACAAAAAUUUUCCAUGGACUGUACCCUUAUCGACCAUAGAAAUGGCGUCAGAAUGUUCAAAACUCAAGUGGAAACGCGAGCCGUAGGCGGGUGGUUUCACUGUAAAGUUUUGAACAUUUUGACCGCUUCAUUUCUAUGGUCGAUAACAGAAUAGACCAUUUUAAAUAGCUGUUUAUUUUUUAACUCUAAUGAUUUCUUAUGGCUUAGUAUCAUGGACUUAAAGUACUGUGUGGCGAAUUUUACGAUUUUACUUUAUGUUUAAAAAGAAAGGUGCUUGUGAUACAGUCUAACAUCGACUGACGGUAAUUUGUGUUGGUUUCUCUUUUCUUUUGUAGUCAAUGCCACGAGAGCAAAAAGUUCAACAAGAAAUAGUCUUGGAGACAAAGGAUGACGUAGUUGUUGAAAGGGCAGAAAGAACUGAAUCUCUCAACGUAGAAAACCACGUUGCGCUGUAUGACGAGCUGACAGUAAGCGUUCAGCACGUAGCACCGCAAAGCGUGGAAGAUGAGACGUUCGAGGGCGUGAACCAUGUACCAAAUAACGAGCACCAAGUGCAAAGAAGUGAACACAACGUUCAAAGUUGCGAAAGCCACGUGUCAAGUAGUGAACAGAACGUGCAAAGUAAUGCACAGCACGUGUCAAGUAGUGAACAACACGCGCAAGGUAGCGUGCAGCACGUGCCAGGUGCUGCGCUAGGGAUACCGCCUAGUUUGCAAAGUAGUGUGCAACACGUGUCGUCGACGGCUGUGAAUCACAUGACCGAAGAUGAAAAGAAAAAACGAAGUAGCAAAGACGAACAUGAUCAUGAAGAGCAUAAAGGCAGAUUUUGGAAACGCACUCGCUCAUCCAAAAAAAGUGCAGCCAGCACUGAUACCAAGAGGACUUCAGAUACAGUUUUAAGAGCAGAGGAAGAACAAAAGCAUCACGAUAGACGAUCAAAGAAAGGUUCUAAAGAAUUUAAGGGCAAAGCAGGGAAACCUAACGAAAGAAAAAGUUCCUCAGAAAGCGAAGAAAGAAAACCUUCAGAUGAACACCGAAGGGAGAGACCACGAGAGAAGACACCAACACUGGAUCGGCACUCACGAGGACUUCCGACACCACCACUACCACCUGCCCCACCGGGCUCACAUGGGCAUACCCUUCCAGAUCGACCCCUCCCCGAAAGGCAGAGUUCUGCCCCGGAUGGUACUGGGUUGGAAGAAGAUAACAACUAUGAAAUAGUAGAAAAACGAAAAACGAGAUCUGUGGAGAAUAUCGACCUUGCAACCGAUGAAAAAUACGAUGCUGUUCGGAUUGAAGUCGAAAAGCCCCGCACUGUUCGUUCCGCUGUCGAAUCGAUCAACGUAGAGCGCCCCGAUAGUUGGAGGGGUAGUGACAUUUACGAAAUCGUCGAGGAAACAAGCCAGGCUGAAGAUCUGUACGACGAAGUGGAAAACAAUAAGAAAGAGAACAGCGAGAAGGACGAAGACGAGGAUCCUGAGGACCCUUAUUCGCGAAUUAAAAAGCUUAAAGAAAUGGAAGCUUUGGAGAACUUAGAACUCUACGAGGAAGUCGAUACAAAGCCGGAAAUUGAAGUGACAAGCCCCGAUCAAUUAGUAGUAAGCAUUGACGAGGGGUCGAUUCGCAGUCGCUGUAAGAGCGAUACAGCUGGCCUUCAGAAACCUAGUAACGAGUUUAUCAGACGGUGUCACACAAUCGACGUGGUGCGGGAGAGACAAGGCGUGGAUGCAUCCUCAGAAGGCAAGGUUUCAAAUGCGUUAGUGGAUUAUCUUUACGCUAAAGUGGAUCUCAGUAAGAAAAAGAAGAGACUUGCAGAGAAUCACACUGGAGAGGAAUGGAGCGAUGACAAUCCCCCUCCCCUCCCCCCAGUUUAUAUUUCAUCUAGGCAAAUUCAGAUCGAGAUGGGAACAGUUGAAGGUAAGUGAGUAAAUAAACGACCUGAUUUGAUUCUUUCAUGACUUGUUAUACCGUUAUUACAUGUGUAUUCAGUGGUGGAUCUAGACCUUCAGAUAAGGGGGGAGGGGAGGGGAAGUCAUCCAGACCCUGAGCCCUGAGAUUGAUCGGGUCUCAGUUUGGUCCAAAAAAAAGGGGGGUUGGAGGAGGAGACCCUGGCCCUUCCUCUGGAUCCACCACUGCUAUAUGGUUACUCUGGGUUCGUUGUCAAGUUCGAGGUUCCAGGCUCGGUGGGCCUCGAUCUGUCCUCGCCACUGAGUUUUUUUUCCCUUUGGCUUUCCGUCGACUUCAGUGGAACUCCAACACGCGGGCAAGAAAAAACAAAUGAAAAAAAAAAUUGAAUCGUCCGUUUGUUUUCAAGUGCUCUAUAAAGGUGAAAUUAGGAAGAUUCGCUUUGUACUCGUGGAAUGCUGGCAAAGAAAUAUUUUUUUCACGUGCACGUUAUGCACGUGCAGUGUUGUUGUUUUGCUGAUCUAAGGUUACGUCCACUCGAAUCAGGAUAUUUUUGAAACCGUACAUUUUUUUUGACUCGAAUAGGUCUGUUCGUCUUCCCGAAACCAGUGAAUUUGCUCACCGAAACCCCAUUUUUUGAAACUUCUUUCCAGCUUAGUUAAAGGCUCCGUUCAUACGAUUCUGGCUAAAAAAUAAAUGUCGGAAUCGCGUGCUUAGGACUUAAACCAAUUGUUUUUUGCUGUUCUGGUUGACGUCGCUAUUGCUUAAACUUCCUGUUAUUCCAGUCUCAUUUCUGGCAACCGUAUUCCACAAGUAAAAUCAAUGUAGCUCUUCUUUACUCGUAUAACCGUCUACUUCUAAUGCGAGCACACACAAUGAAACUCAUACCUCUAUGGUCGUCAACAGGUGCUGAAGACAGCCUGUACGAUGAAGUUGCGCCGAGUUCAAGUGAUAAUACGCCUCUUUUAAAUAACGACUUAUCUGUUCCCGAUACUGGUGCAGAUGAGGACAAAAGAUUAUCGGCCGCUUCCGGCUACUACGAACUUGUUGAAGUCAAACACGAGGUUCCUACUGUUGAUGGUAAUUAUACAGGGAUUGUAGAUGAGGGGCCUAGGCCCAAAUCGAGCAGUAGUGGUCGAGCGGAACCUGCGCACGUGGACAGCAGUAGCACGCUUGCGUGCGCUUCAUCUGCGGUAAUCGAUUCUAAUGGAACGGCGGAAGGAGAAGACGAAGACGGCGCACCACAUUACGAGAUAGUAACGCCGCGAAGGACAGAGAAAAAAGUGUCCAAAACAACGGACGUAGCAUGGAUUUGAUGUAGUAUUGGAUUGCUACUGAAAACUCUACAAAGAUUAGAAUUCAUGUUGUCAGGAGUUUGUCAUCUGGAGCGCUCUCCGUAUCACAGACUUUCAAUUUAUAAAACUUUUACACUUCUUUACUCUUACCAAAUGCUGCUUAAAAUCCUACUCUGCUCUUAUUGGCUGGGAGUUUUUUUUGGCGCGAGAAAUGAAUCUAUUAAUAGUCUGAAAGUAUGACACUCUGCAGUGACCACGACUUUACAAGAGAGAUAGAGGCUCCAGGAUGAAAAUCUGGUCUUGUUGAGCUGAACCACGUAAUACAGACUCAUUUGGGUACUGCUGUUAAUAUCUGACUGGUCAAAAAUAGUCCAGUCCAUCAUAUUACCAAAACGCGCAAGAGGUCCCGAGCGUGCUCUGUCGUGAAAUAAUAGAGACCUUAGUACGCACCGUUUCCGUGCACGGGAACGGACAAGCUACCCGUACUCGUAGCCCGUAAAUACGGGUAGACUGCCUCUUAUCCCGGAGUAACGGCUAGGUUACGGGGCAGAACGGUGAUGCCAUUAUCACAUCUGGGAAGUUAUGGUCGCCUUUUGUAUAAACUGCUUGGCAAACAUGUUCGCCUACCCGACUCGUAGGCGGAAACGGUGUAUCUUAAAGUCCCUAAUGCAUGCGUACGGAUUGGCGCAAAUAGUGGGGUAUUCCGUUAAGGGGGAUCACGUUGGCCUCGAUUUUUAAGCGCUCUCUAAAUCGCUUAAGAAGUCUGCUCUUCUUUUAUUUACAUAAUUCAGUACUGCACUCAGCGAUGUUUUCUUUUUCCUUAAUCAACGUCCCUAUUGUCUUUUACAUUUUUCGAAAGGAACAAGUUUUGAAUUGAAAUAUAUGAAAUGAAUGUUAAAAAGGGAAAGUAAAAUUAUUGUUCAAGGCACUAGAAGCGCUUUUCCAGAUGACGGUGAUAACGAUCCCUAAACGUCUUUUGGGCUCGUGACAAAAAUCACAUCACAACACUCGUCACGGAAGAUUACGUGAUAUCUCUGAAUGCGCCUUUAAAAGCGGCGUACUAAUUAAUGCAUUAUUCGCGAAACUGAGGGUGUUCUUUUUUGUAUGAAGAAUUUCUAUUUAUAUAAAAUAUACUGCAAAUAUUAUUCAAAUUUUUAAAACUCAUUAAGUAACCUUAAGGUGUAGCGAGAUGUAAAGAAGGUUUUUUUUUUUUAUAUACCCUGGAUUAUAAGCUUGUGCCUGCGGUGGUUGGCGCAUUUAGCAGAGAAAACGCAACGUCAAUUGAGAACGCAAAAGCGCGCGAAAAGGAUUGAAUGCGACUUGUAGUGCUCAAUUUGCCGCUGCGCCAUUGGUCAGUUGAGUUUUUAGAUCAGUUGUAUGGUCAUUUGAAUUUUAGAUUUGCCUCUCUCGCCUCGUUGACUUUGCUAAAUCCGGAAAUUUGCAACGUUAUCUGCUUAAUGGACAUCGGAGAGGUCCACGCACAGGCUUGCUAGAAGCUAAAAUCAGAAUUUGACUAGCAAUGAAAUUUCAGUUACCGACUCAUUUUUCUUUGAAUAAAGAGAAUGAAGUUCUCCUUUCUUAAAUUAAUAGGUAUAGCUGACAAUUCUUGGACGGUUUAGUUUUCGAGUAAUCAUUGACGUGGCCCCAAAAAAGGAAUCGAAAAUAAAAUUUUCGCGCGAAGCGUGGGGUAUUGACUUGUUUCCAGUCGACUCCGGUCGAGAAACUAGAGGAACGCCUGGAGGCAAGUUUAAUACAAGGUGUUCUUUUCCUUGACCGUUGGAUACCAACGCUGUGAAGCCACUGGUAGAUUUCUAAACAGUCAGUUAAGGUUACGUAUCUAAUUAAGCUGUGAGGGUUUUCCAGUGCUUCUCUUCUUCCAACGUUGUUAGCCCAGGUAGACAGAUCUAUGCUAUAUUUCUUCAUUAGAAUAUGCGUAGCGUUCUUGAGUUGUUGUGCGAAAACCUAACUUCUGAAUAUUGAAAGUAUACAGCACAGUAAAUUUCAAUCUGAUAUACCAUUCGUUCAAUGUGGUAUUAAAUGUCGGCUCUAACACUCUUAUCACCCGAGCCUAAAUUUUGCAUUUUGAGGUGGCGUCAGGCUUCGUACAGAGUCUUGAAUUCUUUAAAAAAUCUUGAAAAUUUGCCAACAAUUUUCAAGACCUAGAGAAAGUCUGGAGAAUAGAGACAAAGUCUGGAAAAAAUGGUAAAAAGCCUUGAG